UCUUUAAUUAUGCAGCAUCAUCUACGAUAGAUUAUCAAAGAAUGGAGGAAGGUUUCAAGAAGCUAUGACAAAGCAUUUAAAUGAUUAUGGGGAAGCAGGGUUGCGUACACUUGUGCUUGCCUACAAAAAGCUCGAUGAGGCGGAGUACUUAGCCUGGAAUGAAGAGUUUGCUAAAGCAAAAUCUUACAUUGGCGGUGACAGAGAUGCCAUGCUUGAAAGAGUAUCUGAUAUGAUGGAAAGGGACUUGAUCCUUGUUGGUGCAACUGCUGUGGAGGAUAAACUACAGAAGGGAGUUCCUCAGUGCAUAGAUAAACUGGCGCAAGCUGGUCUCAAAAUCUGGGUACUGACAGGUGAUAAGAUGGAAACAGCCAUCAACAUAGGCUAUGCGUGUAGUUUGCUUCGACAAGGAAUGAAACAGUUAAGCAUAACGACAAUGAAUGCAGGUUCAGUGGCCCAAGAUUCUAAACAGGCUAUGAAGGAGGACAUUUUGAAGCAAAUCACAAAUGCUUCUCAAAUGAUCAAACUUGAAAAGGAUCCACAUGCUGCGUUUGCCUUAAUUAUUGAUGGGAAAACUCUAGCUUAUGCUUUGGAGAAUGAUAUGAAGCAACACUUUUUGAACUUAGCAGUUAAUUGUGCAUCUGUCAUCUGCUGUCGUGUAUCUCCUAAGCAGAAGGCCUUGGUUACUAGAUUAGUAAAAGAGGGAACUGGAAAAAUCACCUUAGCAAUUGGCGAUGGUGCAAAUGAUGUUGGGAUGAUUCAAGAAGCGGACAUCGGCGUUGGUAUCAGUGGUGCAGAAGGAAUGCAGGCUGUGAUGGCGAGUGACUUUGCUAUUGCGCAGUUCCGGUACCUGGAGAGACUUCUUGUUGUACAUGGGCAUUGGUGCUAUAAACGAAUUGCUCAGAUGAUAUGUUAUUUCUUCUACAAAAACAUCUGUUUUGGCCUCACACUUUUUUACUUCGAGGCUUUUGCUGGCUUUUCGGGACAGUCUGUCUAUGAUGAUUCAUAUAUGAUGCUAUUCAACGUCAUUCUUACUUCAUUGCCUGUAAUUGCACUUGGAGUAUUCGAGCAGGAUGUGCCUUCCGACGUUUGUUUAAAGUUUCCAGCACUUUACCAACAAGGGCCGAAAAACUUGUUCUUUGACUGGUAUAGGAUACUCGGAUGGCUUGGCAAUGGUAUCUACACAUCCCUCAUUAUUUUCUUCCUCAACAUUAUCAUCUUUUACGAUCAAGCCUUCCGUUCUGGAGGCCAGACGGCUGACUUGACAGCUUUGGGUACUACGAUUUUUACCUGUGUCAUAUGGGCUGUGAACUGCCAAAUUGCACUUACUAUGAGUCAUUUC
Molecule: messenger RNA, 1339 nt
Organism: Nicotiana tabacum (common tobacco)
Lineage: Eukaryota; Viridiplantae; Streptophyta; Magnoliopsida; Solanales; Solanaceae
Source: RefSeq, a predicted model, not a curated record